UAUAUUGGGAUAUGUCGUAGAUUUUGUCGUUCUUAUUUUUUAGAAUUAAUAUAUAUGCAGAAUAUAUAUAUUCAAUAGCUAUACUGCAAGACUCCUAAACUUUUUCAGUUUGGAAACAACAUCUGAAUUGUAAACUUCCUUGAUUUAACUUCGGACAUAUGGACUUUUUCCAAAUGUUUAAGAUAUACAUAAGUUUUCCAGUGUUUCAUGUUUUUUAUGUGGCAAGUAAUCAGUCCUUAAAGCAACAUGAUAAUCCCUUUCCCAAGUUAUCCACAUGUCUCAAGUAAGCCACGUGCUCAAAGUCGCCUCAUUCUAUGGUACUUUAAAAAGAAGACUUUUAUAUUGUGCUUCUCUAACCACAGAAUUGUCUAAAGCAUGUAAUUAUAUGCAGACUGUAAGAUGUAAAGUGUUUGUACAUUUUUUUAUUUCAAGAAAAAACGUCCUUAUAUUAUUACAUUGAUUGCAAUGUAUACUGUCACAUGAAACAAGAAUGAAGAAAGGACUUGGAGAAAUGGCUAUGCCUCUAUUAGAAGACGGAUUACCUGAAAACAAUAGGUCAACAUCACUACAUAAAAGGGAUAUGGAAACCAAUUCUAGUCCACAACAUGAACAACAAUAUGCUUUUGAUGGAAACGAUUCUCUUAUGAACUCCGUGGAGGAAAUGCCAACUGGUAGAUUUGAGAACAAGAAUUUAAAGCGGAACCUGACUCCAUUGGAAAUUCAAACCUAUGCAGCUUCACCAAUGAAUAAAUACGCUUCGUUAAGAAGUGUUGGUUCAUCUACCAGCGAUGAGCAAACAGGUGGCCUUUUACGCAAUGAAGAUGAGGUAUUAGAUAUAUCGAGUGAAGAUGAUGAAAUAUAUGAGUAUGAAAUCGAAGGAAUUGCAGAUGAGAAAAAUACGUACAGUUAUUCAAAUUUUCUGAAAGCUCACAGUUGCUAUGACAUUGUACCAAAUAGCUCAAAAAUAAUUGUUUUUGAUUCAAAGCUUAAGGUUAAAAAAGCAUUCUUUGCUCUGGUUCAUAACAACCUGCGCUCUGCUCCUGUGUGGAGUUCUCCACGACAAGAGUUUGUUGGUAUGCUGACAAUCACUGAUUUCAUUAAGAUUCUUAUUCGCUAUUACAAAUCGCCAUUGGAAAAAAUGUGGGAACUGGAAGAACAUCAAAUAGAAACAUGGAGAGAGCUUACAAAAAAAGACCUUCAGCCUAUUCUGAUCAGAAUAUCGCCGAAAGAGAGCAUUUUCACUGCUGUUCAGACAUUGGUCAAGAACAGAAUUCAUCGUUUACCAGUGAUUGACCCAAAAACUGGAAAUUCGUUAUACAUCCUGACGCAUAAGAAAAUUUUGAGAUAUAUAUUCAAUCAUAUAGACGAUUUAGCUAUGCCAGAUUUUAUGGGUUCCUCGUUGGAAGAACUGAGAAUAGGUACAUACUCAAAAAUUGCUACGAUACAUCCAUGGACAACUGUAAUCGAAGCUCUGCGUAUUUUUGCUGAUAAAGGUGUGUCUGCACUCCCUAUUGUGGACGAUCAUCAUAAAUGUGUGGAUAUUUACUCGAAGUUUGAUGUGAUUAAUUUAGCAGCAGAACGCACCUAUAAUAAUUUAGACGGUUCCGUCCAAGAUGCUCUUUCUCACCGUCAGGAAGGUUUCGAAGGAGUGCAUAAAUGCCAACCGACAGAAUCGCUGUAUGUUAUCAUCGACAGGAUAGCUAAUGCAAAGGUUCACCGAUUGGUUGUUGUGAACAAAGAGGAUCGUGUGCUAGGUAUCGUUUCGUUGUCCGACAUUCUACGUUUCCUGGUUCUGCAGCCUCCAAAAAUGGAAACAUCUUAAGCAUGACGCACGGCCUGGUAGCAUGGUUAUUGGUGAACAGGACUUACUGCACCCUUCGAUGGAGCUGUAAUAUAUCGAAAUUUGUGUGUACGUUGUGAAUGGCGCUGAAAUAGCGAUUGCUUUAUGUAGUCGUGUUUUCUUUCUUCAAAUAAACUUGACUAAAUGUUUUGUAUAAUUACUUUCAAAUUGUGGUAACUUGUGCUUAAAAAUGACUCCUUCCUGUAAAUUCGUGCGUUUUGGGACUACUGACAAAUCACCGGACCAUCGUGCGGAGAUGAAGCGAUGCAGUUUUCCAUGUUCUUGUCCAGCAGACCUAUCUAGUUGUUUUUUAAAGUAUUAAAAACUUUUGUAAUAAUAAGAAAAUAUAAUAGUGUGAACGCAA
Messenger RNA from Hydractinia symbiolongicarpus, 2204 nucleotides. Its product is annotated as 5'-AMP-activated protein kinase subunit gamma-1-like. The transcript is spliced from 14 exons. The record is from RefSeq and is a predicted model, not a curated record. The coding region runs from base 491 to 1822 and encodes 443 amino acids. NCBI's taxonomy places the organism in Eukaryota, Metazoa, Cnidaria, Hydrozoa, Anthoathecata, Hydractiniidae.